Oldenlandia corymbosa var. corymbosa is the source of this 1469-nucleotide messenger RNA. The record is from the annotation of a GenBank genome assembly. NCBI's taxonomy places the organism in Eukaryota, Viridiplantae, Streptophyta, Magnoliopsida, Gentianales, Rubiaceae.
AUUGUACCAGUAGAGUUGGUCAAAACAAAUGGAAAAUGCACAAAUUUUCAACUACAGUUAUUCUUAUUUGCAGCGCCAAAUUAGCAAUGAAGCUUCUUAAAACCCUUCACCAAAGUUACCCCAAAAGAGAGAUGAGAUAAACCCUUUUCAUGGCGUAAUUCAUUGCAAUUCUUGAAAUCUUUUCUGCAAAGUUGUUCAAUGGCUUCUUCAUCACUCGCCAAUUUCUCGCUUUAUGCUCACUCAAGCCUCUCCAGAAAUCUGAAAACCACCCCAUAUCGAACUUCACAAAUUUCACCCAAUUCAUCAUCCAUUUCAAUCAUCCCGUUCCAUAACAAGAAUGAGAAGAGACCCUUAUGUUUUAGCCUCAAGCUCCAAUGCACUCCUGCAAGACCCACCUCGAUUCUUGCCUCAAAAAUCGAUUCUUUAUCAUCCCAGAAGAAUAUUUCAAGAACUAUCACUGAAAAGAUUUUGACUUUAUUUCUUGGAUCAUUGAUUUUCGCGGGUAGUUUAGGUGCUAGGACAGUUUUGGCGCAACCAGUAAGUGAAGAAACCAGUCAGAGUGAACAUCUUGAGGAAAAGAUAGAAGCCCAGGUUGAUGAGAGUGAAGAGGAGGAAAUGUAUGUGAAGCUUUUGGAGCGGAAUCCAAGAGAUGUUGACGCUUUGAAGAUGGUGGUGAAUUUGAAGAUGAAAAAUGGGAAGACUAAGGAGGCUUUGGGAUAUGUGGAAAGGUUGAUUAAGAUUCAGCCUAAUGAGAUGGAAUGGAGGCUUUUGCAGGCUCUUUGUUAUGAAAUGAUGGGACAGUUGGGUAUGGCGAAGAAAUUGUUUAAGGAUAUCCUGAAGCGGAGGCCUCUUUUGCUCAGAGCUUUGCAUGGGUUGGCUAUGGCGAUGCACAAGAAUCAUGAAGGACCUGCAGUUUUUGAGAUGCUGGAGAGGGCACUUGAAUUGGCUCGUCGUGAAACCAGAGUGAUUGAGGAGAGAAACAUAAAAAUACUAAUUGCACAAAUGUACCUUGUUAAGGGAGACUUGGAGGAGGCCUUGGAAAAAUUUCAGAUUCUUAUUGAUGAGAAUCCCAGAGAUUUUCGCCCGUACUUGUGCCAGGGGAUAGUUUUCAGCCUACUUAACAAAGGGAAGGAAGCUCAGGAACGUUUUGAGAUAUAUCAAAGUCUUGUUCCUGAAGGAUUUCCUCAGAGGAAAUUCCUUGACGAUGUCAUGCUGGCUGCCAAGACCGAACCACGACAUAAGCUCGAAAAGGAUUUGCAAGGCUAGCUUUUAGGAACCAUAUUUUGUAAGGAUGAGCAUCGAUUGUUUUUCUAUUUGUUUGUGUCUAAGUAGAGUUCUAGUUGUGCCAAGUUUUGUACAGGGAACACCAUUUUCAGACCGGGAUGAAUGAACCGCUGGAGCUUUUGCCAUCAUUUUGCGUUGGUAAAACCAAUUAAAUGAACUCAUUAAUACGAAAAUUUUUAUCAUCC